AGUUGCUAGCUUAAACUUACAAACUCGUGUUCUUUUAUGGAUAAAGCCAAUAAGAAAACUCGUUUAACAAAGUGUCUUGUUGCUUUCUGGCGCAGCCACCUCAUAUUCUAGAGCUUGCAAAGCAUCCAAAGCAUUUCAAAACGACAGAUGAAUAUCGUCAUUCAUUCGAGACACUCCUAGUCUUACUAAAUAUUUUUUUAAAAUGUUUAAAAGUGACACCAAAGAUGCUCCAUUUGGAUCAAUUGAAUACUGUUUAUUAACUGAUGAUAAAAUACAACAAGCACUGGAUAUUCAACAACGCUCUAUGGAAACAGAAAAUGUUGCAAUUGGUGUUGGAUUAUAUGAAGAAAAUGGUGCACCAGAAACAAUGAAAAUUAUAUUUGAACAAGUUAUCAAGGAUAAAUGUACAAUUGUUGCUGUUGAUACGAAAAUUGAUAAAGUUGUUGCUGUUGCAUUUAAUAAAAUUCAUACAAAUUUAAUUGACAACAAUGUGGAUCCAUUGAGUGAUAUUGUUAAAAAUUAUAUCAAGCAAAGAUCAUGUCUGGCACUUAUUGAGUUUCUCGAUGAGGUUGAGUCACAUGUUGAUUUGUUUAAAAAAUACAAUACACAAACGAUAAUGGAAAUUUUUUAUGUUGGUACUGAUCCAAAUUAUCGAGGAUUUCGAAUUGGACAAGGUGUUGUUGAAGCAUCAUUGGAAUUUGCUAAAAAUAUGGCUGUUAAUGAUAAUGAUAAAUUUUAUAAGUAUAUACCAGAUGUUGCGUUUGGUGUUUUUACAUCAAAUUAUAGUCAGAAGAUUGCUAAAAAUUUAAAUUUCGAUUUUAUUUAUGAUGUUAAUUAUGGGGAUUUUGAAUAUUGGGGUAAAACAAUGGCUGAUAGAAUUGGUAAUGAGCAUAAAACAGCUAAACUUGCUGCAAUUAAUUUGAAAAUAUAAUAUGUUUUUUUCUUUAAUUUAAAUUAAAUAUUACAAAGUAAUUAAAUAAUUUUUAGAUAAAAAUUAUAAAUUAAAAUUAACAAUAAUAUGAAAAAAAAAUAAUUAAAUGUUUCUUAAUUUACAUGAAAAUAAAAUGUAUUUAUAAAAAGAGAAUUUAUUGAAAUUAAAAUAAAGUGAUUUUCAAUAAUAACAAGAUGAAUUUCUACGAAAAUAAUUAACGUGAAGAAAUAUUUCUCCACGUGAGUAUUUUUUCGAGAAAAAAUUCGGAGAUAUUUUUUCGACAAGGGAAAAAUAUUUCUCCGCUCAUUUCUCCACAUGGGUUAAAUCGUGGAGAAAUAUUUCCACCGUGGUUUUUUAUUUUUUCUAAAAAGAUAUUUUAAAAUUUUAAUUGUAUUUUUAUUUUAUUUUGUCAAAAUUUUAAGUAACAAGUCAAGUGACACGCUGUAUUAUUUUAUAUUUUAAUAAUAUUAGGUCUCGGGUAAAUAUUUUAUAGAUGACACUGUAUCAUCAAUAAUGGAUCUACACAAGACGUAUAGAAAUAAAUUGUGAAGAUGUUUUAUGGGAAAAAUAUAAAUUUAGGUUCUACUUGGAAUUUUUUUUUUGGUAGAAUUUUUAAUUAAGAAUAAUUGAAUGACUAUUUGUUUGUACUUUGAAACUAAUUAAAAAAAUAAAAAACUAUUUAAUUAUGUUUUUGAAUUCAUUGCUAAACUUGCAGCAAUUAAUUCAAAAAUAUAGUUAAAUAGUUUUUCAUUUUUUCUAUAAUGUACCUUUAUUUCAAAAUAUAUUUAAAAGAAAAAACAAUAUAAAAAAUCGAAAUAAAGUUUGUUAUUUCCAA
Molecule: messenger RNA, 1766 nt
Organism: Aphidius gifuensis
Lineage: Eukaryota; Metazoa; Arthropoda; Insecta; Hymenoptera; Braconidae
Exons: 3
Coding region: 203-931 (242 amino acids)
Molecular function (GO): N-acetyltransferase activity
Source: RefSeq, a predicted model, not a curated record